Molecule: messenger RNA, 3067 nt
Organism: Drosophila takahashii
Lineage: Eukaryota; Metazoa; Arthropoda; Insecta; Diptera; Drosophilidae
Gene: cutlet
Product: chromosome transmission fidelity protein 18 homolog
Molecular function (GO): ATP hydrolysis activity; ATP binding
Source: RefSeq, a predicted model, not a curated record
GGAAAAAUCCACUUCCCAAAAAUUGUUUACAAUUUCCGAGAUUUUCUGCCGGUAAUUCGGGGAAAGGAAAACCGAAAAUGGAUCAGUAUCCCGAUGAGAACGAGGAAUUCGAGCUGCAGUAUCAAGAUGAACUGGAGCUGCUGGAGGAUUUGCCGGAUGAGUUUGCACCGAGUACUUCAAAACAGGCGGCUGCGAAACAAAAGGAAAACCGGGCGCCUCCUUUGAAGGAUGUCUCCCGUUUGGGAAACUUGGCUAACUCCACUCUGGGAUCCCCACAGCUGUCGCAGAUUACCUUUGGUUCCAGUCAGUUGACAGUGGAAGAUGGGGAGGCGGGAACUGCAACCGGAGGUCAUGUAAAUCGGCGACUCUUUGGAACUCCCCGUGGACCACCGGUGGGCAGGGGCUGCUCCACGCCCUUCCAGCGAAUGCCCGCUAUUCAGGAGAUGGAGAAGCAGCCUACCGCUGUCCAGCAGCUCCAGGAAGUGGGCCUGAAAAACGUGAACAAACGCCGCUUGGAGCGCGAUCUCUUCGGGGACAUAGAUGACCUCUUCCACGAGUCCUACGAGGAUCCGCUGGUGAAGAAGGCCCGCACCGAGGAGCAGCGGGAUCACGAGGCCAUCGACAAGAUCCUGGAGCUCCGGCGCAAAGCGCGAGAAUCCAGCAAAACCCUGCGAAAAGACGAUGUGAGUCGGCUGAAGGAGCUGCACGACUUCAAGAUGCGCAAUCUCUCGUAUGAGAUACCCAACUGGCCCUUUCUGGCCAUCCAACGCAGCGAUCUGGAGCGGAUCUAUGUGCGCUUUCACUCCGAGGACUACGAGCAGCGGCAGCUGGACAUGAUUAGCGCCAGGGGCGAAGUGGUGGGCAGUCUGCUGGGCGAGGCGAAGGAGAAAAUCUGGCAGGAGGCCAGCGAAAUCGUUCUCAGUCGCUUGGAGGUCGAAAAGGAGGCCGAUGUGACCCUUGUUUCCUCCGAUUCCAGCGAUUCCCCACCCGAUCGCCUUUGGGUGGACAAGUACAAACCCCGCAAGUACAUCGACCUGCUGUCCGAUGAGAUGACCAACAGGAGUCUGCUCUACUGGCUGAAGAUGUGGGACAAGAUCGUCUUUGGCAAGGCCUUUCACAGCAAACAGGAACAGGAAGCGGUGGUUGCGGGAGAAGGAGGAGGAGCUAGUGGAUCAUCCAAUAACCAGCUAAAUAGCUUUAAUAAGCGCACUGGGAAAUUCGAGUCCAAUGGCGGCUGGCGGCAGCGCAAAUCGCGCCAGGCGCUCAACACAAAUGUGGAUGCCUUGGGGCGGCCCAUGCAAAAGGUGGCCCUGCUAUGUGGUCCUCCGGGAUUGGGAAAGACCACUCUGGCUCACACGAUAGCCCGGCAUGCUGGGUACAAUGUGCGCGAGAUCAACGCCUCCGAUGAUCGCAGUCCAGAGGCCUUUAAGUUGGCUUUGGAGAACGGCACGCAAAUGUCUUCGGUUUUAAAUGAGGACAAGCGACCCAAUUGCAUAGUUCUAGAUGAAAUUGAUGGCGCCCCUCGGCAGUCCAUUGAAUACCUGGUCAAAUUCAUCAGCGAUGGCAUCUACAGCAAAGUGAAAGCCAAGGGCGCCAAGGCGGAGCACAACAUCCUGAAGCGACCCAUCAUCUGCAUCUGCAACGAUGUCUACGAUCCCGCCCUGCGUCCCCUGCGACAAGUUGCCUUCGUGGUCACCUUUCCGCCCAUCGAUGCUGCGCGUCUGGCGGAGAGAUUAGUAAAGAUUGCUUAUAGAGAACAACUAAAGACAGAUUUCGGUUCUUUAAUUGCCUUGGCUGAGAAAUCCGGAAAUGAUGUGAGGAGCUGCAUUUCAUCCAUGCAGUUUUUCAAUGCCCAAAAGCACAGUUUAACUUUGCAGGAUGUGCUGAAUAAUAAUCUUGGUCAGAAGGACAGACAUCAAGGUCUUUUCGCAGUGUGGGAUGCCAUUUUCCGGAUACAACGUCCGCGAAAAACCCUUCAAACAGAUGCCAAUAAGAUUGAGGAACCCGGCCAGGUGACAAUGACCAAUAUGUCGGUGACCACGCGAGUUCGCAAUGUUCUGGAUGUUGUUCACUCCAGUGGGGACUACGAAAGACUGACCCAGGGCGUUUACGAGAACUACCUUCAGCAGAAGAUGCCCGAUCCGAACUUUACGGGCGUGUGCGAGGCCCUCAAAUGGUUCUGCUUCACGGAUACGGUGCAGCAUCAGAUUGGCAGACAGCAAAACUACAGUGUGUACCCGUACCUGCAGUACGGCUUUGUCGUGUGGCACCUGCUGUUCGCCACACUGGCCUGGCCGAAAAUUGCAUUUCCCACGCGUGGCUUUGAGCUCCAGCAGAAGAGCACCAACCAGAGGAACAUCUUUCAGGCGCUGUGCAAGGGAGUCACCACCUCGGCUCUGGGCGUGGGUCAGGGCAGGACUCUGCUCCUCGACACGGUGCCGCUGCUGAAGAGGAUCCUGUCGCCCCAGUUGCGCUCCGUGGCGGUGCAGUUGCUGUCGCCGAAAGAGCAGCAGGACUUGCGGCACACCAUCGAGGUGAUGGUGGAUCUCGGCUUGACCUUCGUGCAGGUGAAGUCCCAGGAGGGGCACUAUGUCUUCCAAACGGAGCCGGAUCUCGAUGCACUCAGUGCCUUUCCAGGUUACUCUGGCCUGACGCUUCCCUACUUCAGUCGCCAGUUGAUUGCCCGCGAGGUGGACCUGGAGAGGAUUCGACGAGCUGCCCCCAAGGGUGGUGCACCCUCUGCUCCUGCUGCCAAAAAGAAGGCAUCCACUGCUCAGCUGCCCAAUCAUUUGCAAACAUUGAAGCCGAAGCCAAUUUCGGCGCCCAGUGUGCACAGUGCACCCAAACAGCAGCUCACCAAGGACUUUUUUGGCCGCAUCACCCACAAAUCAAGCUCCAAACACUCAGCAGAGGAAGCCAAAACCGAUGCCAUCGUGAAGAGUCCCAUUUGGUAUCGCUAUAAGGAGGGUUUUAACAACGCCGUUCGCAAGGAUGUUCACCUACACGAACUACUUUAAUUUAAGUUCUUAAUAAUAUUUAUUUAAAAUAAGUGCAAGUAAAGAUAAUU